GCUGGUUCCUCCUCUGAAAGACCAACAAAAUUGGAGGGCAGCAGAAUACGUGUCCCUCUCUUUUUUCUCAAUCGAUAGAAGCCCUCAAGAUGGCACCCUCCCGAUCACCACCCUCCAACCGUACGGACACCGAAAACACCGUUGAAAUCCGAGCGACAUGCUCCUCAGUGGGCGCAUUGAGAAGCUGAUGCACUCCUACUCUGUCCCCCCAUCUCAACCUCAACAUGAGCGCUGGGAUUCCGGAAACUCUUUCGGCGGCCCCCUUCUUAUCCCCCAGUGAAGGGUCAUGGUCGUCUUUUGUGGCCUGAGAUGCCUCCUUUCUAGCCGUCCCUUGACCUUCCUACACAGGUCUUGGAUCCACCGAAGGAGAAUGCAUUGCCUCAAAGAACCUAGCUUUCAUAUCCGAUACCGACCGAGUGCUCGCUCGUUGAAAUAGGCCAACUCCCAGAGGGGCAAAAAGUAUGUGAAAUCUUGGACAGGCAGAACGGGCUCGGGAUCAGGACCCCUCAUACCUUCUUCACCAAUGGUAGUGGGAAGAUGGAGGCUGCUGGGUGUGCGCAGUUUAGCAAGAUCCUGAAGAUCCUGGGCCUUCUUCUACAAAGCAGUUUAUCCUGUGGCACGUACCCAUGGGCAUGCUGAGUGAAUACUACAACACCAUGUUGGGGGGCUGUCUGGCUUCGAGGACAUCGCCAUGCCAAAUACUAUCGUGGGCUAGGGUGAGGCAUUGCUCCAUAUGGGACUUUGAGCACCAGGAAAGGGGAGAGUGCCUGAUUGAGGGAUUUUAGGAUGACGAAUAUCGAGGCCGCCUUAGCGUUCUCCGGUCCUAGGGAUUACGCUAUAGAUCCACCAUCAUCAUGGAUCUUGCACAGAGUGAGGAUGAACAGCGGGGGACCAGAGCGAAGGACUCAAUCAUCUAGCAGAUACCCAUCUACUUCUAUGGUACGCGCCUCACCUCUCCUCCUAUGAUCUGGCUUAAAGGCUAACAUGAUCCCAAAGGCGAUCUCCUCUACCGGUCUGAGACCAAAUACCCCCGCAUAUCCCGGACACUUUCCUCCACGCUAGAAGCGGUGCCCAGAGCUUCAACCAGCGCCAACCUUGAGGCUACGGCAUACACAUAAGUGGGCGGCAUGCUGACCUCCUGGAUAGGGGAGAUCCACUUCAACAAACUCCUGCCCUCGAAUGUCAACAUGAUCGGCAACGACCUACGGUCCGACAUAAUCGGCAGGAGCCUACACAGGUGGAACACCUGCCUAGCGCGGAGGGGGGGGGGGGUGCACCAGGGAUAUGAGAGCGAUAAGAAGAGUACGGCCUCCGUGAAGGGUGUUUGGUAGUGCACUUGCAAUAGUGAUUAUGGCAGUCAGGCAGGAGCUGGGGGAGGAUUUUAGGUUUGGUUUCAAUGUAUCAGGGAAUCCGGUUUCGGUAUACCCUGUGAUUAGCGUGGUAGAGAUCCAGGCGGGCUGUGCUUGGGAUAGAAAUCUAACGUUUUCUUUUCCUCUUAUGGGGUUUGGUAGUUGCCCUUGCGAGGGACCUCUGUGUCAAUGAUUGUUUCUCGCCUUUUUAUGUUUGUAGUGGAAUUACCUUUGCCUGGUCUGUUGACUAUUUGUUGCUGCGAAACCCACAUUAUGAUUU
Tuber aestivum (summer truffle) is the source of this 1629-nucleotide messenger RNA. Lineage: Eukaryota; Fungi; Ascomycota; Pezizomycetes; Pezizales; Tuberaceae. The record is from the annotation of a GenBank genome assembly.